Molecule: messenger RNA, 1268 nt
Organism: Prorocentrum cordatum
Lineage: Eukaryota; Dinophyceae; Prorocentrales; Prorocentraceae
Source: the annotation of a GenBank genome assembly
AGCAGACUCGGCUCAAGGCUAUUUCCGUUCUGUCCGUUUACUUCCUUCACCUACGUGAGCAUUCGGUUCACAUAAACCGCGCAUCACGUCUGUCACAUCCGUGUUCAUCGCCAGCGAGCAGACUUCUUCACGACUCACAAAUUCUCGAGACAUGACGACGCUUUCAACACCUUGGUAUAUGUUGUGUCUAGUAUUGUCCGUUGCGCAAUGUCUUGAGGCAUUGCAUACCUCUUCCAUUCACACGGAUGCGCACGUCCACAAUGGCGGAUAUGAUCACAUCAUGUUGUUUGCGAUGGCCAAAGUUGGUUCAGAAACCAUGAAGGCGAGCCUCAAUGCUACAUACGUGCCCGGUACUCUUAUAUCGUACCCUCCGAUCGUUAAAGUGCAUUAUGCAAAGGUUGCCAAUGAUUACAUGCAGAAGCUGCCGCCUGGAAGCAAUACGUUGGUUAUAUCCAUCGUGCGCAACCCAAUUGACCAGCAGAAGUCUUUGUUUUUUCAACUCCUGGAGGAUGGAUUCUACCCAGGCCUGAAAUUGGGUCAAGCGAGUGUUGCGCAGCUGGUUGAAGAAUUCCCCAAACGUAUAGGCCCGUCCGCAUUCAGCGACCAUUGGAAGACUCUGGCGGAACUCACAGGUGUAGAUGUGAUGGAGCAGCAGUUCGAUUUCGACGGGCACCAACUCCUUGCACAUAAUGCUGCGACAAACGUAUCGGUUCUCGUGCUGCGCUUGGAAGACAUCGGCUAUUGGCAGGAAAUCAUGAAGCAGCAUGUCCCCAAUUUUGUUCUGAGGACGCAGAACGUUGGCUCCCAGAAGGGAUACGCGGAUCAGUACGAAGCCUUCAAGAAGUCUUAUAGAUUCCCACCUGAUGCGCUCCGCACGAUUCGGUCCCACAAGCACAACCAUUUCUACACAACCGAAGAGCGAAACCGAUUCGAAACAUUGGAACGUCAUCCGGCGCAGUAAUCACGAGGAACGGGCGGGGGGUGCAAUUGACCCAGACUACGCCGCAGAUGGAAGACACGCAGUGUCUCCGAGAUAUAUGGAUGAGGACAACAGUGUGAUCGAAGGAUGCAUCCGUUUGGAACCUUGCCUGUCGCUCUGAUCUGCUCCGCCCUGCUGUCGCCCAGCUUUUCGCUGCGGCUGAGAUUUAAAGACUUCGUAAACAAUCACGCCCGCAGUUCUGGACCUCGCCCUUCCGCGUCGUCCUCCGAGCCGCGUCGACCCGCGAGGGCCCCGGGCCCCGACGAAAGGCGCAAAUGCUGGGCUGGCA